ACUUUAACUUCUACAUACACAUCAAUGCAGAAAAUGUGUAUCUUAAGCCGUCGGGGACUUGUAAUCUUGCUGCAGUUCUUACUGUUGGCAGCCAAACAGGCGAGUGGACAAUUCAACUACGACCAACAAGGCAGGGAUUGGGAGGGAACAUGCGCAACUGGCCGAAGUCAAUCUCCAAUUAGAUUGGCGGACAAUACUGCUAUUCGCAAACCCAUUCCGCAAAUUCGAUUCACGAACUACAAUCGGGCCUUGCAGUCACCGCUGAUGAUGACAAACAAUGGACAUACAGCGAACAUUGUUUUGCCGCCCACAAAUAACGGACAGCGUGCUUUAAUCGAGGGCGGCCUGUUGCCAGGCACCUUUGAAGCGCAGACCGUGCACUUCCAUUGGGGCUCGGAAAACAGUCAUGGAUCCGAGCAUCUCAUCAAUGGUCAACGCUACGACGUCGAAAUGCACAUUGUUCAUAAGAAUGUUCGUUAUGCCACGGUAGCCGAAGCAAGUUUGCGUUCGGAUGGUCUUGCCGUUUUGGGUGUCAUGCUUCAGGCUGUACCUUCACUGAUCUCGACGCAUUUUGGCCUUAACCGAAUCUUAGAUCGAUUGCCUCAAGUUAUUGAAUCCUAAUCAAGUACAACGAUA
Messenger RNA from Drosophila grimshawi, 636 nucleotides. Its product is annotated as carbonic anhydrase 1. Gene Ontology annotation, cellular component: cytoplasm. Gene Ontology annotation, molecular function: zinc ion binding; carbonate dehydratase activity. Lineage: Eukaryota; Metazoa; Arthropoda; Insecta; Diptera; Drosophilidae. The transcript has 3 exons. Bases 25 to 621 code for a protein of 198 amino acids. The record is from RefSeq and is a predicted model, not a curated record.